Molecule: messenger RNA, 4058 nt
Organism: Suncus etruscus (white-toothed pygmy shrew)
Lineage: Eukaryota; Metazoa; Chordata; Mammalia; Eulipotyphla; Soricidae
Gene: ATP8B3
Product: ATPase phospholipid transporting 8B3
Exons: 27
Coding region: 1-3771 (1256 amino acids)
Biological process (GO): Golgi organization; phospholipid translocation
Cellular component (GO): plasma membrane
Molecular function (GO): magnesium ion binding; ATP binding; ATPase-coupled intramembrane lipid carrier activity
Source: RefSeq, a predicted model, not a curated record
AUGGGCAGCUUCGCAUGCCAGGAUGAUGUUGAAGAAGAAAACUCAGCAUUCACCUGGGAAGUGAAAGCCAACGACCAUGCCUUCAACUGUCAGUUCAAGGAGAAGGUCUUCCUGUGUCGGCAGCGUGAGAAAUAUAAGACCAAUGUUAUCCGCACCUCCAAGUACAAUAUCUUCACCUUCCUGCCCCUCAACCUGUUUGAGCAGUUUCAGCGCCUUUCCAACCUCUACUUCCUCUUCAUCAUCAUCCUCCAGGCCUUGCCAGAAAUCUCCACCAUGCCUUGGUUUACCCUCUUCAUUCCACUUGUCCUCCUCCUCCUCCUCCGAGCCACACGGGACCUAGUGGAUGACAUCAGGAGACAUAGGAGCGACAGAAUUAUCAACAAAAGACCCUGUUGGAUCCUGGAGGAGAAUAGGUUCAUCCGGAGAAAGUGGGAGAACAUCUGUGUGGGGGACGUGAUCUGCCUGCAAAAUGAUAGCAUCGUCCCGGCCGAUUUACUACUACUGACCAGCUCUGAGCCCAGCAGCCUGUGCUAUGUGGAGACCGCAGACAUCGACGGGGAGACCAACCUGAAGUUCAAACAAGCACCCAGGAUCACACACAAGGAACUCACGUCUAUCUCAAAGAUGGCAACUUUCCAAGGCAAGGUGGUGUGUGAGGAACCUAACAGCCGAAUGCACCACUUUGUGGGCUGCCUGGAGUGGAUGGGUGAGAAGCAUUCACUGGACAUCGGGAAUAUCCUGCUCCGGGGCUCCAAAGUCAGGAACACGGACAUCUGCUAUGGAAUGGUCAUUUAUGCGGGUUUUGACACAAAGAUCAUGAAGAACUGUGGAAAAAUCCACCUGAAGAGAACCAAGAUCGACCUUCUGAUGAACCGACUAGUUGGCUGGAUCUUUGUCUUCAUGGUGUUCAUUUCCGGAUUGCUCACCUAUGGUUUCCAUCAGAAGGUUCUCCAGUUCAAAGAGAAACAUUUCUACCUGUCCCGCAUUCACCCCUACAGCGUGGCCUCAGAGAGCUUCAUUUUCUUCUGGGCUUUUCUCAUUCUGCUCAGCGUCGUCAUCCCCAUGUCCAUGUUUGCCUUAGCUGAAUUCAUCUACUUGGGUAAUAGCAUCUUCAUCAACUGGGACGGGCAGAUGUACUAUGAACCCCAAGACAUGCCCGCCAAUGCACGCAGCACCAGCCUCAAUGACCACUUGGGACAAGUCCAGUAUAUCUUCUCCGACAAAACGGGCACGCUCACGCAGAACAUCAUGACCUUCAGCCAGUGCUGCAUAGAAGGCAUUGUCUACGGUCCUGAUGACACCACCUCACUUCAGAACCCCUACAGCUGGAACGAGUAUGCUGAUGCGAAUUUGCAUUACUAUAAUGCGAAACUCCUGGAGAUUGUGCGCAAACAGGAGAACCAACUGGUGGUGGAAUUCUGGCGGCUCCUGGCCAUCUGCCAUACGGUGAUAGUUCAUAAAAAGAACAACCAGUUGAUGUACCAGGCGGCUUCCCCUGACGAGGCGGCACUGGUGACGGCAGCCCAGAAUUUUGGCUACGUGUUCAUAGCCCGCAGCCAGGACAGCAUCACGGUGCUGGAGCUGGGGAAAGAACGGGUGUACCGGGUUCUGGCCAUGAUGGACUUUAACAGCACACGGAAACGCAUGUCGGUGCUAGUGCGCAACCCUGAAGGUGCCAUCUGCCUGUACACCAAAGGUGCCGACACCAUCAUUUUUGAGCGAUUACAGAAGAAGGGUACCAUGGAGAAGGUCACCGAGGAGAUGUUGGAAUCCUUUGCCCAGAAGACCCUGCGGACCCUGUGCGUGGCUUUCAAGAAUGUGGAUGAGGACACGUUCCAGGACUGGAACCGGCGCCACCAGCAAGCCAGCAUUUUGCUAAAGAAUCGUGCCCAGGUGCUGCAGCAGUUGUAUGAUGAGCUGGAACAGAACCUCCAGCUGCUGGGAGUAACAGCGAUUGAGGACAAACUCCAGGAUGAGGUUCCUGAGACCAUCCAGUGCCUCAAGGACGCGGACAUCAAAGUGUGGGUACUCACAGGGGACAAGAAAGAGACCGCUGUGAACAUCGGUUAUGCCUGCGGCCUGUUUUCCGAGGGCAUGUACAUCAUGGAGGAACAGGAGAUAUUAGACAUUCUGAAGAGCUGGAAAAACAGCAGUGACCAUCACGGACUGCUGAUAAGGAAGCGGUGCCAUUUACCCACGAUAUUCUCCAAGCAUGACAAAGUAGCCAUGGUUAUCACCGGGAACAUGCUGGACCAGCUACUCACGUCCUUGCGCCAAGAGCCUAGGGCCCCGUCCCCGAACCUCCUGCAGCAGCCGCGACUGUCCCGACUGUGGCAGACACUCGAGGCCCCGCUGCACAGAACCAGGCUGAUAUUUAGGUGCAAAUCCAGCCAGACCCAAGAAGCGAAGCAAGAACAGAUCUUCGUGGAUCUGGCCUCGAAGUGCCAUGCUGUCAUCUGCUGCCGCGUGACCCCCAAGCAGAAGGCCCUGAUUGUGUCUCUGGUCAAGAAGUACCAGAAAGUGGUGACCCUGGCCGUGGGAGACGGUGCCAAUGACGUCAACAUGAUCAAGACUGCGGACAUUGGUGUGGGGCUGGCAGGGCCGGAGGGUCUGCAGGCCGUGAACAACAGUGACUUCUCGGUGGCUCAGUUCUCCUACCUCCGGCGUCUGCUGCUGGUGCACGGCCGCUGGUCAUACAUGCGCAUUUGCAAGUUCCUGCGCUACUUCAUCUACAAGACCGCAGCCAGUAUGAUGGUGCAGCUCUGGUUUUCCUGCUACAACGGCUUUACCACUCAGCCAAUGUAUGAGGGCUGGUUCCUGGCUCUCUUCAACCUGCUUUACAGCACCCUCCCCGCGCUCUACAUUGGACUCUUUGAACAGGAUGUGAGCGCAGAGGAGAGCCUGAAGCUGCCAGAGCUGUACACUUUGGGCCAGCAGGACAAACUGUUCAACUACUUUGUCUUCCUGCAAGCCGUGGUUCACGGCAUGCUCACCUCGCUAGUCAACUUCUUCAUGACCUUCUGGGCCAGCACGCACGGGCUUCCUGGCCUCAACGACUACCAGUCCUUCGCCGUGGUGCUCGCUCUCUCCUGCCUGCUGACUGUCACGUUGGAGAUUAUAGUGAUCAUUAAGUAUUGGACCGUCCUGGCGGUACUAGCCAUCAUCAUCAGCCUGUUAUCUUACUUCAUCAUCACCCAGAGCAACCAGACCUAUGCUUUCUUCAGACUCUCCCCCAAGGCUUUUCCGUUUUUGUAUGCCGACCAACUGGUGCUGAGCCAGCCCUUCCUCCUGCUGGUCAUUCUCAUGAACAUCUCCCUGAACACGCUUCCGGCUCUGGCCUUCCGCUUCCUGCAGGAGAUAGUCAAGAAGCCUCUCCAGAAAGUGAGGCUGGAAGCCACAGGCCAGCCGAAUGUAGAGGUCACAAAGGACACCACCCCCAGUCUGAAGCGUCAAUUGAAUUCCCGGCGCUCCAGCUAUGCCUUCUCCCAUCUGGAGGGCUAUGCAAGCCUUAUCACUCAAGGCACAGUUAUGCGGAGGGCCACAGAGAUCCACCCCAACUUGCCGACUGACCUCAACUUCAAGGAGCAGGAAACCAGCAAGCCGCAGUCCUGGGACUCCAGGAAGAUGUCAUGGCUGGGGAGGAAGAGACGCUUGCUACACCAGGGCAUCAUGUCCUCUGAGGACUCCCAGCCUGCCUUCCCACUUGGCUUCUGUCUGGAGGAAAGGUCUUCUGAAGACCUGGAGAAACCAUCUUCCUUCCCCAAACACUAGCCCUCUGUCACCAAGGUGCCCUCUGGUUCCUUCCAAGUCUCAAGUCACAAGAGAGCCAGUGGGAGCUGUGGGCUCACUGGCCUGCUUCCAUAAGGCCAACCCAGGAAAGAGUAUUCUCCUUGGAGGAGAAGGUCUCCACCAUCCCUGAGAGCCACUUGUAGCAUUUUCUGAGUCAACCACAGCUGUUGGUGAGUCACUGAAGAAGAUGCUCACUUGGAAGUCCUAUUUGUCCUUCCUUAGGUCACAGAAGAAAGAGUUGGGUCCCCAUUUCCCAUUACCACCAGAGG